Molecule: messenger RNA, 1101 nt
Organism: Emericellopsis cladophorae
Lineage: Eukaryota; Fungi; Ascomycota; Sordariomycetes; Hypocreales; Bionectriaceae
Exons: 5
Coding region: 1-1101 (366 amino acids)
Biological process (GO): L-leucine biosynthetic process
Cellular component (GO): cytosol
Molecular function (GO): NAD binding; 3-isopropylmalate dehydrogenase activity; magnesium ion binding
Source: RefSeq, a predicted model, not a curated record
AUGGCGGAGCAUAACAUUGUCGUUCUUGGUGGUGACCACUGCGGUCCGGAGGUCGUUGCCGAGGGCAUCAAGAUCCUUAAAACGAUUGAGGCGAACAAGCCUUCCGCUGGCAAGUUCAAUCUCAAGGAACAUCUCAUGGGCGGCUGCUCCAUCGACGCCCACGGCACUCCCCUCACAGACGAAACCCUCCAAGCCGCACAAGCCGCCGACGCCGUCCUGCUCGGAGCCAUCGGCGGACCCAAAUGGGGCACCGGCGCGGUGCGCCCUGAACAGGGCCUCCUGAAGAUCCGCAAGGAGAUGGGCACCUACGGCAACCUGCGGCCCUGCUUCUUCGCCUCGGACAGCCUGGUCGACUACUCGCCGCUCAAGGCCUCGGUGUGCAAGGGCACCGACUUUGUCAUUGUCCGCGAGUUGACGGGUGGUAUCUACUUUGGCGACCGGAAAGAAGAUGAUGGCAGCGGCGAGGCAUGGGACAUGGAGCCGUACUCACGCCCCGAGAUCGAGCGCGUUGCGCGACUGGCUGGUUUCCUCGCCCGUGGUCGAGGUGACAAGAAGGUCUGGUCUUUGGACAAGGCCAAUGUUCUGGCCACGAGCCGUCUGUGGCGCAAGGUCAUGACCGAGACCUUUGAGAAGGAGUUUCCCGAUCUCAAGGUUGAGCACCAGCUCAUCGACAGCGCGGCCAUGAUCAUGGUGAAGAACCCCACCGGUCUGAACGGCGUUGUGGUGACAAGCAACUUGUUUGGCGACAUCAUCUCCGACGAGGCCAGUGUCAUCCCUGGAAGCAUUGGACUGCUGCCCAGCGCGAGUCUGAGCGGCAUCCCCGACGGCAAGGGCAAGUGCAACGGCAUCUACGAGCCCAUCCAUGGAUCGGCCCCGGACAUUUCGGGCCAGGGCAUCGUCAACCCCAUCGGCACCAUUCUCUCUGUCGCCAUGAUGCUGCGCUACUCGCUCAACCUGCCGGAGGAGGCCAAGGCUGUCGAGGAGGCCGUGCGCGCUGCGAUCGACGGAGGGCUACGCACCAAGGACAUGGGCGGCAGCGCAAAGACAGCCGAGGUGGGCGACGCGGUUGUGAAAGAGCUCGAGCGUAUCUUGAAGGCGUAG